UCAACAGUGUGAAAAGCAAAAAGCUACAGAACAGCUGCUAAAAAUUUGUAAAGCAAACAAUAUGAAAUUCCUGAUUGUUUUGAUUGCCUGUGUGGCGUUCGUGGCUGCCCAGGAGCUGACGGAUGAGCAAAAGGCUAAGGCCAGGGCCAGUGCUGAGGCCUGCAUGGCCCAGGAGGGCGUUUCGGCGGAGCAGGUAAAGGAUCUGCGCGCGGGCAAGUUUGACAAUGUCGACAACAAGGCCAAGUGCUUUGCCCACUGUUUCCUGGAGAAGAGUGAGGUGAUCGCCGAUGGCCAAAUCAAGCCCGAUAUUGUUACCAAGAAACUGGCGCCCAUUUUCGGCGCCGACGUCGUCAAGGAGGCCCAGGCCAAGUGCGAUGCACUGAAGGGCGCUGAUAAGUGCGAUACAGCCUUCCAGAUCUACCAGUGCUACUAUAAGAACAAAGCCUAUGUUCCAAUGAACUAAGCUUUGGUAUUGAAUCCAUCCGCAACUAUUAAUUAUGCAAAGUAAAUUGGCAUGCUUCAAGUCAUAUUCAGACUCAUGUAAUCUGUAUUACAUAUGUAAAUAAAACAAUUUAGUUCAAAUUUUAACAAAA
Molecule: messenger RNA, 593 nt
Organism: Drosophila busckii
Lineage: Eukaryota; Metazoa; Arthropoda; Insecta; Diptera; Drosophilidae
Product: general odorant-binding protein 56d
Exons: 2
Coding region: 62-463 (133 amino acids)
Biological process (GO): sensory perception of smell
Molecular function (GO): odorant binding
Source: RefSeq, a predicted model, not a curated record